AUGUCGGAGGGCCCUGAAAUCGUUGCUGUACCCGGCAUCGCGGCGCUUUCAUCAAUAGCAGCGAGACAGAUUGGUGCCGGGCAGGUCCUUGUUGACCCCAGUUCUGUCGUCAAAGAGCUCAUUGAUAAUGCUCUGGAUGCGCGGGCAAAGAGCAUCUUUGUGGACAUUACUGCCAACACAAUCGACUCUAUCCAAGUCAAGGAUGACGGCCAUGGCAUACCAGCUCAAGACCGCCCUCUUGCAUGCCGGCGCUCCUGUACCAGCAAGAUUAGAGACUUUCGCGAUCUGAAAGGCGUCGGAGGUAAAUGGCUUGGCUUUCGUGGCGAGGCACUCUCAAGCAUGGCUGAGAUGAGCAGCUCGCUGUGCAUCACCACUCGGGUAGAGGGUGAGCCGGUCGCUGUGAAGCUCAAAUACGGUCGUGACGUCAAAGUUACCAAGUUCCUUGACUUCAUACCUGUUCGAAAGCAAACAGCGAGCAAGAAUUCAGCGAACUUGCUAGCGAAGAUUCGGCGACUCAUGCAGGCCUAUGCGCUUGCCAGACCAACCACACGAUUCAGACUCCGCGUGUUGAAAGCGAAGAACAACAACGGUGACUUCGUUUAUGCCCCGAAGGCCGAUGGGAAUGUUGAAGACGCAACUCUGAAAGUGAUUGGCAAGAAUUGCGCUCUACAGUGCGACUGGACUGUUCUGGAAGCAGAUGGCUUCGAAGUUCACGCUUUCUUACCCAAGCCAGGUGCGACUGGACCAAAGAUAGCUCAUCAAGGAACCUUCAUCUCGAUCGACGCAAGACCUGUAUCGAGCAGUCGCGGUACCAUGAAGCAGAUCGUUGCAGCUUACAAAGACCGACUCCGCAAGUCAAACCCUUCACUCGCCGGUAUCAAAGAUCCAUUCUUCUGCUUGAAUAUCAUUUGUCCGCCUGACAGCUAUGAUCCCAACAUCGAGCCCGCUAAAGACGAUGUCAUGUUCGAUAAUAGCAAUGUGGUUAUUGGCGUUGUGGACAAAUUGCUCAAAGCCUAUUAUCCCGAGGCAUCUCAAGAGGCUCGGGAUGCUGAACCUCCAACAUCUGCACAACAACAGUAUGAAAAUCAGCCCAGGCAACGAACAACAAGUUCCACCGAAAGCCCGAUCAUAGCUCAUGAACACACGUCUACUAGCGCGAUCGAGGAACCUCCGGCCACUACGACGCAAGCGCAGCCACGUUGGAGGUCAAGCAUGUAUGGGAUCGACGAAGAUGAUCUACAGUUUCUGCAAGAAGACCAUACACCGGUAAUUGAAGAAGAGGAAGGAAUUCGUGCGGCUGAGAUUUCUAAUCCGUGGACUAUCGCUCGAAUGAAUGCCAGAGUUAAGCCCAAGCAGUCCUCCAGCCAUGAACAACUGUUAAGUCCAGCUAAAAGCCAAGAAUAUGCCAACUCAUAUUCUGGUUCUUCCAGUCCUAUUGUCACUCCCAAUCGGCCUCGCUCGACGUUGCCUUUGACCCCUCAAACAUUGUCAAAGACGAAUGUAGUGAGAUCUCCACUGGACGCAGAACUAGAGCCUAGUAUCCAGCACGUAUCGCAGGCGAGUUCAGAAAUCAAUACCUUGGACAACAUCACACAAGAGAGAGUGACAGGUAAAGAGCGUCGUUACGAGUUCAAUAUCUCUCCUUUCCACACUGGCAUGUCGAAUCACUUCACGCAACGUGAGAUUCAUCCAAAAGACUUAGAGGUACGAAGCUUCAGUCAGUCAGUUACUAGUCCGCAAAAUAUGACUCCUCCGGGAUCUUCAGCUCCUCGCAGGCGUCGUGCUCAACAGACCUAUGCAAACAAGCCAUUUGCACCACUAAUUCGGGGAUCGCAUGAUACCGUGCUGAGAAAGUCUUUACCUGGCACACAAGCUUUCCAACAAGCUCGUAAUCAGCAUGGGACAUUUAACCAAGGGCUACGACCUUCUGCCACCACUUCGUCGGCAUCACGCAAAUCUAUCCCAAAUUCAGUUGAGAGUACGAUCCAAAAUCAACUUAAUUCGAUCAACAAUAGCGAUAUCCGUGACUUCUUCGGCUGUAAUGCACAGCGAAAACCGCCAAUGAGCCCAGGACACGUUCCAGAAGCUGUGCUUUCCCGAGCUUCCUCAGCGGAACCACAGCCCUGUUCAAAACACGUUAGAGAUGGUCUAAUGUUUGAUGAUGACCGUGGAACGGAUAUCAAUCUAAGCAGGUCGAUUGACAAGUACCGACCAUUAUCUGUAGGAAGUCAGAUGCCUAUGGUAUUUGACCAGCGAUCGGUCGGUGAUAGAGAUGCUCAAGGUGUGUUUAACGAAAAAGGGAGUAAGCUGGAGCCGUGCAGCGCAACCCGCCAGUUCCAGAUUCACGAUUACGCCUUCCCUUACUCGCCUACUCCUAGGUCUUUUGAUACCCGAAGUGACCAUCCCCUCAUUCCUCUGGAGUUCAGCCGGGUAGCAGCCACUGAGGACGCACAUCGUCACGACAAUAAUGCCAAGGACAUGGAGGCAUACUUUAGGUCACAAGAAAAGCAGCACGUCAACUCUCUAUUACACGCCAAAAAUCCUUCUCAAAGACAGGAACCUCACACAGUCCCACCCUACGAAGCCCCGAGCAAGACACUUCGUCCCAGACGUCGCACAAUCGACGCCCUCGAGCGAACAAAGUCCUCUAGACUACCGCUUGAGCGCAUACCUAAAGGUUUCAACAUCCAAGAUCUAAUCUUGCCCCUUCCCAUGAAUAUCCGCACUGUCCUACAACACUGUCAUAAACUGGACAUGCGACGCAACAGCCUAGAGUGGGGGUACCCAGCCGAAGGUGUAUACGACAACUUUGCUGAGCCAGUGUUGAAGCAGAAAAUCUUGGAGUGGGUAACCAAGCUUGAUGCACUGUUGUGUAAGCGGUAUGAGAGGAUUGGUGGCGCAGAUACGAGGCGUGAGAUACAGGAAGGUAUUCAGCGGGUGCUUGAUACGAGGAAAGAGUUAGGUGAUGCCAUACCUAGGGUUGUGAGUGUGGGUCAGGAUACAGUGGAUGAUGCGGUUAGGGUAUCAGAUGAGCAUGUCUUCCCAGGCGAUGGCAAGGUUACUAGUUCCAUCGUUCGGCAGCAGGCUGUGGAACCUGAGAGGAAGGCAGAUGAUGAGUUCGAUUUCGACAUGGAACAAUAUAUUGAUCUGACAGCGGAUAACGAGAGGCAGAUCACAGGGACAGCUAGCGAGGGGAGCAUAGAGGUGGCAAAGAGUGAAUACGACGAAGAUGUCGAGGAUGAGAUGUUGAUGGAUCUAUGA
Molecule: messenger RNA, 3261 nt
Organism: Alternaria postmessia
Lineage: Eukaryota; Fungi; Ascomycota; Dothideomycetes; Pleosporales; Pleosporaceae
Exons: 2
Coding region: 1-3261 (1086 amino acids)
Biological process (GO): mismatch repair
Cellular component (GO): MutLalpha complex
Molecular function (GO): ATP binding; ATP hydrolysis activity; mismatched DNA binding
Source: RefSeq, a predicted model, not a curated record